Saccostrea echinata is the source of this 3047-nucleotide messenger RNA. RefSeq lists its product as uncharacterized. Bases 107 to 922 code for a protein of 271 amino acids. The transcript has 3 exons. The record is from RefSeq and is a predicted model, not a curated record. NCBI's taxonomy places the organism in Eukaryota, Metazoa, Mollusca, Bivalvia, Ostreida, Ostreidae.
CUAUAAAACGUUCAUCUAAAUUCUUACAGAAGCAGCCAGUGCAUGUGCUCCGGGUUAACAUGUCAUAUCGGCAUUGAGGAAGGGCGGUCAAGUCGAUAUUUACAAGAUGUUGGAACUAGUAACAGACAUGGCCACCUCUAGAAGUGUUAAAUACCAUAGCCUAAUGGCUGCAGCGAUUGUUUGUGUCAUCCCUUUCAUUCACAUAGGAAUAAUCCAUAAAAUGAUCUGGGUUCCCAACAAGACUCCAGUAAAUCGAACAGCAUGUCGGUGUGAUUGCUUUGACACAGUAUAUAAAGGGACAUAUGAACGACCAGGGAAAGCUGGCUACAAGCACAUGUAUUUCAAUGCCACAUUCGAGAUGAUAGUCAUAUGGAUUAUAACGCUUGUAACAAUCAUCUUAUCCUACGAGUCUUUCAAACAUCUUAUUAACCUUUAUGUUAAUAGAAACGUUAGAUGGCGAAUGUUGUUGUUAUUUAUUUUAGACAUUCAUCCAAAUUAUUAUUCUUUUUGGUCAUAUUUCAAUUACAUGAAUGAUGGAUUUUACGACCAAUUUUACCACCAGUUAUUUUUUACGAUAACGGAACUAUUUUCAACGUGGAAUGUCUUCCGGUUGUGUUCGAAAGAUUCCAAGAUGGAGUCGGGAUCCGUUAUAUCCAUAAUCGUGAUAAGUUUGGUGCAUAUUCUCAUUGGUGGAGUUGAUCAAUUUUUCGUCCAACUGAUAUUAUGGAGAGAUAAUACCUUUCAAAGAUUUAGAAAUUUAGGUUUCCUACUGCCGGAUGUUUUACAUGUGAUUUUAACCGUCAAGGAGUUUACCAAAGAAAAACAAACAUCAUGGAAAUACGUGUUCACCACGGAAGAGCUCAGAUUUGGAUUAAUUUUUGUAGUUACCGGUUUUGUUGUAGGAAAACUAUUGCUUAGAUGAAGGUGUUCUCGUUUUUUCUUCAUUUUAUUAGUAUUGAUGAGUAAUAUUCCAGCUUGCUAAAAAGUGUACGGUUCAUCGAUAUUUUGAUAAGAGAGACAACUCUUUAGGGGAUAAAUGUCUAGUAUUACAUUUUCAACAUUGAAAUACUGGUAUUUAUUUACUGAAUAAAAGUCAUAUUCUGACACAGUGUGAAAAGGUAUCAAAGUGGUAUUCUAACAGUGUGAGAAUAUCAGAAGUGCGGCAAAACUCUCCAUUUUCCUUCCCUUAACGAAGAGUGUUUUUAACAAAAUUCCUGGCCUGUUACAUGUAUAAGAUUAGAGUUAAUGAGCCAUCCUGAGAGAGACUUAUUAUAAUAGUUAUACUGCCAAAGUUUUUCCAAAUAUGUCUUUUGAAAACCAUGUUUACAACGCUUUUCAAUCUUGCAAACGCUUAGCUAUAUUGUCUCAACCUUCAACUAUGAUGUCACAGCCUAUGGCACUGUGUUACGAAAAGACAGAAGUAAAGGGAAAAUCUAAGAAAAUGUAAUAAACAGAAAAUUCAAUGUUUUAUACUCGUGAGACAGGAUUUUUGUUUAUAUUUUCACUAGUGCUUCGCACUCGAGAAAAUAUAAAAAGAAAAUCCUGUCCCACUCGUGAAAUAAAUUUCAAAUUCAUCUACAAAACAAUGAAUAUCCUCUAUUUAUUCUUACCUAACUUUGUCAAGUGAAAUCUUUUUGUCUGAUUUGGCCACGAACGUUUUGCUUAAACUGAUUUUAUUAUACCCCACGCAACAAGUUGCGUGAGGUAUAAUGUUUUUGACCCGUCCGUCAGUCAGUCAGUUUGUCAGUCAGUCAGUCCGUCAGUCCUGUUGUUUUGUCAGCGCAACUCCUCAUAAACCACUGCACAGAAUUUCGUCAAACUUUGCAGUUAUAUAGAACAGAAUGUGUAGAUUGCAUAUUACCAGGAAAUUCCGAUUCCUUUAUUUUUUCUGAGAAUUUCGGCACUUUUCAACUUAGAUUUUUGGCCAUAUCUUGAAUAUAGAGAUGAACAGUUUGUCAGUGCAACUCCUCUUAAACCGCUGCACAGAAUUUGGUCAAACUUUGCAGAUAUUUAUUACACAGUGUGUAAAUUUGCAUAUUACCAGGAAAUUCCGAUUUCAUUAUUUUUCUGGGAAUUUCGGCACUUUUCAACUUAGAUCUUUGGCCAUAUCUUGAAUAUAGAGAUGAACAGUAUGUUAGUGCAACUCCUCUUAAACCGCUGCACAGAAUUUAGUUAAACUUUGCAGAUAUUUAGUACACAGUGUGUAGAUGUGCAUAUUACCAGGAAAUUCCGAUUCCAUUAUUUUUGCCUGAAGAAUUUUGCCUAUUAUUGAAGAAACUUUCCAGCUAGGUAAUAAGGAAAUCCACUGGAAUCAGCUUUUGUAACGAAAUUUUAUGUGAAAUAUUUUAUGACCUUAGAUCAAAAUAUUAUGAUUUAACACACACAAACAAAAUCUUGAAAUCUUGGAUAGAUCUUCCCCCCCCCCCCCCCCCCCGACACACACACAAAUUGGUGCUUUGCCUUAAAUUAUUUUAUAAGUAUAGUAUAUAAACAAAUUCAUAUGACUACAUCAUAAUUUUGUUUCCAUCAAUUAUUUAAAUGUGUAAAUUGUCAUGUGUUGGACAUGGACUUACACUCAUUAACAAAUCGAAAUCACUGAGGAAUUUAAAUAACAGUUUGUCAGCAUAACUCCUGCACUGAAUUUCCUGAAACUUUGUAGGUAUUUCAGAUAUAAUGUAUAGAUUUGUAUAUUACCAAGAAAUUUUGAUUCCAUUAUUUAUCUAGAAACUUCAGCUCAAUUAAAUUUGUAACAUACAAAUAUAUGCAAGAAGUUUUGAUGUGAUGAUUUUUUGCAAGUAAUGCCCCUUUUUGAAUUAAACUAUGUAUUUAAAAUCCACUGUGCCAUUCAGUGCGUGUUGCAUUGUCGAGUUUUGGGGGAGCGUGGGGUAUGUGAGCUUGCUCACUUUUUCUUUCAUUUUCUUAUAAAGAACAUUUCUUUUGGAAAGUCAUAAACACUAAAGCAAUAUUGUAUAUUGAGUAAAUAGAGUGAUCAUGAAUCUUAAUUUAUUCAUUACGUUUCAUUUUGUAAUAACUUUCUAAAACAUGUA